UUUAACGGGGACGGAUCUGCAGGAUGGAUGGGAUCCAUAGCGAUCUAAGUUAAAGCAGUGUUGGCGAGGCUCUCGGAGCCCUGCAAAGCGGGAUUCCGAGAUCCGGGCUGCUUUUGCACUGCGGGCAUCGUGCUCGGAAGUCUGAGAAGCGCCGUGUGGGCGGAUGCUGCAGCGAGAUCUUUAGUGUCAUAUUCACAUCGCCUGGAGGGAAAGGCGAGAUCAGCCUCUUUCCCUGCUGGGCUUACAGCAGGGAUGGCCAAACCUCUGGGCGUUAUGACUCAUGUACCUUUAAUAGUUGUGGGGAAAGCAGCAGAUGCCUCUUGUCAUGUCACGGCGCUUGCCCAGCUUGGAAAAGCUGCGCCUGUCAGAAUUCCCUCGACGACGCAUCUAUUAAAGGGAAAGGAGCGCCGCCGCUGAAAACGUUCCUAGCCAUGCAGGACUGCACACUCCUGAUUGGAUGACCAGCAUGUUUCUAGCAGCUGAAGCAUCUCGGCCUGCGCUGUUGUUCUGGUCUCAAGCCCUCUUCUGCCUCCUCUUCUGCGCCCCUUACGGUUGUUGUACCUCCUGCCCAGACCAGUGCCAGUGCACCAACUACUCGGGAGCCACAGCUGUUCUGUGCAGUGCUAGCAACCUAGAUGAAAUUCCAAAAGAUAUUCCCAAGGACACCAUGUUUUUGAAACUGGAUGCCAAUAAGAUCACCUCUGUCCCUAACAGCACAUUCAGGCACCUCGCCCACUUGCAGGAGAUAGACCUCUCCAAAAAUGCCAUUGAGAAGAUUGAUUCUGCAGCGUUCAAAGGGGUUGCCGAUGGCCUGCGGCUGCUUGACCUCUCUGGCAACCACAUCCAGAGGAUCCCAAAGGAAGCCCUGGUCAACUUAAAUGCCAUGAUCCGCCUGUCCAAUAACCCCUGGCACUGUGAAUGUACUCUGCAGGAAGUCUUGUGGGAAGUGAAACUAGACCCUGAUUCAGUCAACGAGAUCACCUGCCAGACAUCUGUGCAAGAGGAGUACGCUGGGAAACCACUGCUCCAUAUCCUCGAUUCGGGCAUCAACUUUUGCAACAUGCACCAGAAAACCACGGAUGUCGCCAUGUUUGUUACCAUGUUCAGCUGGUUUACUUUAGUCAUCAGCUAUGUGGUGUACUAUGUUCGGCACAACCAAGAGGACACAAAGAAGCACCUGGAAUAUCUGAAAUCCCUGCCUAGCACAAGGGUCCCUAAAGAGACCAUCAGCACUAUUCUGUAGCCAGGAAUGUUGAUCCUUGGCUGGACUUCCAGUUUUCUAUGUAGGAAAGAACGUUGGGAGGGACUUGGGACAUUUAUGUCCAACUAGUUCUGCAACAACUUUUUUUUAAACAAAAACAAACCAACAGUUUAAUAGAAAAUGAAAACUUGUUGUUAUAUAAAUAUAGGAAGAGUGAGGUUCCCAUGUUCUGUGCCAUAUUACCAGCAGAAGGAUUCCAGCAGAAAACUAGAGAUAAGGAGAUCUGCUUUCUAGGAGAACUUUAGGACAAUGGACGGUUGAUGUGAGAUGUUUACAAUCAGGAUUUGAUUCUGUGGGAGAGACCCCAAAGCCCUGCAGUGUCUAGAACUUGGUGGCUCCGAAAAUGCUUUUGAUUUCAAUGGGAAGUAUGUACAUGGUUGACCUUUACUUGAUUCUUUGGGACACUGCAAACACACUCUCUCAGGAGUUUUUGGAACCACACAAAGUCCUUUCUCUCAAAUCGGUAAAUUGUGCAAGCAUGCACACACAUAGAUUCAUGUACAUGAGCAGGAAUUAUGUUUGAUGUAAGCGUGCUUGUGUUGCAAAGCUGAAGAGGGUAUGUGCUUCCUUUGGGCUUACGUAUUACAUGGCAUUUGGAGUCUGCACCUCUUCACUCUUUGUUAGGUUACUAACCUAUUUUCAUGGUGACCACUAUUAAGGUGAGCAUUGAAUAUAAUCAGAGAGGACAAUUUUAAGCAUAUAUUAUGUAAUGAACGAGCCUGAACAGGCUUCUUCCACAGAAAGGGAGGAAGGAAGCACGUGACUGAAAAUGCUUAUUUCUAAAUAUGCCUCUUUCUCAUAUUUCAAACCCACCCCACUUCCUCAAGGGUGGUCCUAAGAUGUAGCUGGUGCUGGAAUUUAGUAAGGCGGAAAAGUGGGGUAUGGAUUAUAUGUAAACCAAACAAAAAUUAGGGGGCACAUGGCAGUGGCAAGUUGCUACACUCAACAUGUCUUUCCAGCUGACAAAAAUUCCUAGGCAACGCAGCUCAUUUGCUGAAACAAUAAACAGUAAGGAAAUAAAA
Messenger RNA from Podarcis muralis (Common wall lizard), 2283 nucleotides. It is a transcript of the gene LRRC3, whose product is annotated as leucine rich repeat containing 3. The record is from RefSeq and is a predicted model, not a curated record. Gene Ontology annotation, cellular component: plasma membrane. Gene Ontology annotation, molecular function: protein binding. NCBI's taxonomy places the organism in Eukaryota, Metazoa, Chordata, Lepidosauria, Squamata, Lacertidae.